Molecule: messenger RNA, 1432 nt
Organism: Dryobates pubescens (Downy woodpecker)
Lineage: Eukaryota; Metazoa; Chordata; Aves; Piciformes; Picidae
Product: oocyte zinc finger protein XlCOF26-like
Exons: 2
Coding region: 178-1224 (348 amino acids)
Biological process (GO): regulation of transcription by RNA polymerase II
Molecular function (GO): RNA polymerase II cis-regulatory region sequence-specific DNA binding; DNA-binding transcription factor activity, RNA polymerase II-specific
Source: RefSeq, a predicted model, not a curated record
GCCCUGCUGGCGCUGCCGGAGCCACGUGGGCGCCUGAGGCGCAGGGUCCGGGCCGGGGCCUCCCUCGCAGCGCUCUGUGCUCGGCAGCAGCCUGCCGGGGCCGGCGGUCGGCAGCUUGGUGUGCGCCGAGCUCUCGGUCGGCCUGGUGCUGUGCGUGGCCUUUGUGUGGGCUGCAGUAUGGCCUCACCGAAGGACCCAGAGAAGAGCUGGGAGGAGAAGCAGCACCUAGAGAUCAAGUUGGAGCAGCCAACAUGCAGCCCCAAGGGAGAGGAGGAUCAGGAAGAAGAGGACAAGAUGGAGGAUGAUGAUGAGGAGAAUGACAACUGUGAGGAGGAUGAGUAUGAAAAGGAGGAUAACAAUGAGGAUGAUGGUGAUCAGGAUGAGGAGGAGAUGGAAUCUAUGCAGGAGGAUGACGUCAGGGCAGGUCCUUCUGGUCCACCCUUUUGGCUGAAUCAGUUCCCUGAGUGUGGGCAGAGCUUCCCACCUGAGCUGGUGAAGCACCACUGCCCCCAUCCUGGCACCCGGCCCUUCAUCUGUGGUGACUGUGGCAAGAGGUUCAGCUGGAACUCUGAGCUCAUCCGGCACCGCCUCAUCCACACUGGAGAGAAGUCUUUCACCUGUGCCGACUGCGGCCAGAGCUUCAGCAGGAACUCCACCCUCGUUCGGCACCGCCGCACCCACACCGGCGAGAGGCCUUACAGAUGUGCUGACUGUGGCAAGAGUUUCACUCACAGCUCUGCCCUCAGCCAGCACCGCAGUGUGCACAGCACUAAGAAGGCCUUCACCUGCAAGGACUGCGGCAAGAGCUUCAAAUCCAGCUCUACCCUCUCCAUCCAUUGCCGCAUCCACACGGGAGAGAAGCUGUUCCCCUGUGCUGAGUGUGGCAAGAGCUUCACCACGAGCACUUCAUACAUCCGGCAUCAACUCAUCCACAGUGGUUACAAACCGUACAGCUGUGCCCACUGCGGCAAGAGCUUCUCCCGGGUUUCUAAUCUUACCAGGCACGGUCGUAUGCACACCGGAGAGAAGCCGUUCACCUGUGUUGACUGCGGCAAUAGCUUUACCUGCAGUUCCUAUCUAACCCAGCACCGUCGUGUGCACACUGGUGAGAAACCUUUCACCUGCACUGCCUGCGGCAGGAGCUUCACCCAGAAGGGAAACCUCAACAGGCACCGUUGCAGACACACCACUGACCAGGCCACAGUGGACGGGAAGCAUACAUAGAUCCAUCCAGAAUCUGUUAGGAUAAUCGUGAUCCACCUGAGAGGCCUUUUUCAGCACCAAAAUAACCUAUUUUUCCUCUGCAUUUCUCAGAGGCUGGGGGCUCUGACAGGAACAAGCAUCUCCUGCCCUUCUGAACACCAAUUAGUGCUGUUGAGAACAAUUACAGUGCGGAGUCAGCACAGCUGGAACUGCCAUUGGAGCUGGGCUG